AAUUAAAAGAAGAUUGUAUAUUACACAAAGUGAUGUACUAAUUUUUUCGGACCAUUUUAUAAUGAAAUUGAAUGUAGACUUAAUUAUCUGUGGUUUUUAUUUUUUAAAUACUUUACUAGGUAACUAGGAUUAACGAUACGAAUUAAAGAUGAUUUGUCCAGAUUUUUUAGAAUUUCAGGAUGUCUUGAAAAAGAUGCGAGUGGUGGAUGAUAAAAUAGUUUAUACAUUAAAUACAUCAAUACCAACUGAAUCAUUCAAAACUAAAGUGGAUGCAUCAUCGGUUUGCCAUAAUUUAUUUGAUCAGAUACAGAAAAGCCACAGUGAAAGAGAAAUUGUUAUAAAAAACUGCAUCGUUGCAACGGCUGAAACUGUUAAGAAAUUAAAGAGUGCAAAGGAAAGUUCACCUGAUGACAUAGAUGUUAUUAAAAAUCUUAAAGCUGAACAAAGAAAGUUACGUCUCUUGCAAACUGAAUUAAGUGUGGAGGAAGUAAUCAAAGAAAAGACUACAAAGCUAUUUACUGAGAAAUGUAGAAGUUACUACAAACCAAAUACUUUAUGAAGACUGAUAAUCAUGCAUUUAAAUGAUGGGCUUUGUGUAAAUAGCUAUAUAAAUAGAUUUUGAAACAAU
Molecule: messenger RNA, 628 nt
Organism: Vanessa atalanta (red admiral)
Lineage: Eukaryota; Metazoa; Arthropoda; Insecta; Lepidoptera; Nymphalidae
Gene: Ccdc58
Product: protein MIX23
Exons: 3
Coding region: 149-559 (136 amino acids)
Cellular component (GO): mitochondrion; mitochondrial intermembrane space
Source: RefSeq, a predicted model, not a curated record